Messenger RNA from Perca flavescens (yellow perch), 845 nucleotides. RefSeq names its product NK6 homeobox 3 (gene nkx6-3). The record is from RefSeq and is a predicted model, not a curated record. NCBI's taxonomy places the organism in Eukaryota, Metazoa, Chordata, Actinopteri, Perciformes, Percidae. The transcript is spliced from 3 exons. Bases 1 to 825 code for a protein of 274 amino acids. Gene Ontology annotation, molecular function: RNA polymerase II cis-regulatory region sequence-specific DNA binding; DNA-binding transcription factor activity, RNA polymerase II-specific. Gene Ontology annotation, cellular component: nucleus. Gene Ontology annotation, biological process: cell differentiation; regulation of transcription by RNA polymerase II.
AUGGAUCCAAACAUCCAGGGGUCUUUCCUGUUCAACAACAGCCUGAACCAGUUCCCCUCGGAGCUCAAGGCCCCGGUGUGCCAGUACUCAGUGGCCAACUCUUUCUACAAGCUCAACCCGGGCCUGAACAGCCAGCUGCAGGCAGCGGGGACGCCGCACGGCAUCAGCGACAUCCUGACCCGCUCCAUGAUGGGCAUGGGCUCGCCGGGCACCACCACGCUGCUGUCCGGAUACUCCACCGUGGGAGGGUUCAGCCCCUCCGUCACGGGCGCGUCCGUGUACUAUAAUAACCGGGACUACAGCUCGUCUCUGGGCGGGUUCUCCAAGCCCGGCGGCGAGUGCCCGAUGAUGAAGGGGCGCAGCGUGAGCUGCUGGGCGGAGAGCGGCUGCGACUGGAGAGCCGGGAGGCAGCAGAGCAGCAACAGUAGCGGUCCUCUGACGGACAUGUCAGGCAGGAAGAAACACACCCGACCGACGUUCAGCGGACAUCAGAUAUUCGCCCUGGAGAAAACCUUCGAGCAGACCAAGUACCUGGCCGGGCCGGAGCGAGCCAGGCUGGCUUAUUCUCUGGGCAUGACCGAAUCUCAAGUCAAGGUGUGGUUUCAGAACCGACGCACCAAGUGGAGGAAGAAGAGCGCCUCCGAGCCGAGCUCCACGCAGGCCGGCCUCGCGGGGCCGGGCGGCGACGCCUCGGACCACGAGGUGGAGGACGAGGAGUACAACAAGCCUCUGGACCCCGACUCGGACGACGAUAAGAUCCGGCUGCUGCUACGCAAACACCGCAGGGCUUUCUCCGUGCUGCGCCUCGGGCCACACAACGUCUGACAGAAAUUGCUGCAAAUCAC